GCAGAAAGCAGAGGCCAAAGAGGGUCAACAAGAGGUUGAGUGGGAAAGAUUAGUAGAAUCUAAGAUGGCGGAAUAUGAAGGGAUGACUGUGACUUCAGAUGUGAAAUCAGGAAACAUGGUUUUCGAGCCUAUUCUAGAGGAAGGGGUCUUCAGGUUUGACUGUUCUGCGGAUGAUAGAAAUGCGGCUUUUCCAAGUCUUUCUUUUGUUAACCCUAAAGAUAGAGAGACACCAAUUAUGACUACCGACAAAGCUCCAUCAUUCACUCCUACUUUUGAGUGUGUGCUUGGACAACAAAUUGUUAAUCUUCAGCUUCCUGCAGGUACCUCAUUCUAUGGAACAGGAGAAGUUAGUGGACAGCUUGAACGGACAGGGAAAAGAGUUUUUACCUGGAACACAGACUCAUGGGGUUAUGGUCCUGGAACUACAUCAUUGUACCAGUCGCAUCCUUGGGUACUAGCUGUUCUUCCAAAUGGAGAGACACUAGGGGUUCUUGCAGAUACAACAAAACGCUGUGAGAUUGAUUUGCGGCAAGAAUCAACUGUAAAGCUUGUAGCUCCAUCAUCAUAUCCUGUCGUUAUAUUCGGCCCAUUUCCUUCAGCAACUGAUGUUCUGAUCUCUUUGUCACAUGCAGUUGGAACUGUUUAUAUGCCCCCAAAGUGGUCCCUGGGUUAUCAUCAAUGUCGUUGGAGCUAUGACUCUGAUGCCCGAGUUCGUGAGAUUGCCAGGACAUUUCGGGAGAAGGGUAUACCUUGUGAUGUCUUAUGGAUGGAUAUUGACUACAUGAAUGGUUUUCGUUGUUUCACUUUUGACCAGGCAUGUUCUCCUCAAUAA
This is a messenger RNA of Ilex paraguariensis (yerba mate), 832 nucleotides long. NCBI's taxonomy places the organism in Eukaryota, Viridiplantae, Streptophyta, Magnoliopsida, Aquifoliales, Aquifoliaceae. The record is from the annotation of a GenBank genome assembly.